AUGGCUCGUCAACUCGUUGUUCUUGCUCUCAUCUUCGUUGCCGUCGUUGGCUCUGUAUCCGCUCAGGAACCUGCCAAGGCUCCUGCAGCAGCAUCCUCCUCCGAGUCACCUAAAGCAUCCCCCAAGAAAGGUGCUUCACCCGCCGCCACACCUAAAGCCUCCGCCGCCGCUCCCGUGGCCUCCUCACCAGAGGCUUCUGCUCCCGCUCCCACAAAAGCACAAAAUGCUUCGGCCCCAGUUGCUUCGACCCCAACUGCUUCCCCUCCCACUGCUGCUUCUGCCCCUUCGGAAGAUGACUCCUCUGCCUCCACUCCUCUUGCCUCAUCUCCAUCAUCUGAUGAGGAUACCUCCGCAUCAUCCCCACCAUCCCCCACCCCAAACACCUCUGCCACUGCUCCUGUUGCUGAUGGUCCCUCUGGUCCCGCUGCCAGCACCGAUGCAUCCGGCCCCUCUGCUUCUGCACCCGGACCCUCUGACGAAGCCGACGACAGCAGCGCAUCAACCUUUGGGUUCUCCGCCAUCACCGGUGUUGCCGCCGUUGCCGGUUACUUCUUCUUCUGA
Molecule: messenger RNA, 561 nt
Organism: Telopea speciosissima
Lineage: Eukaryota; Viridiplantae; Streptophyta; Magnoliopsida; Proteales; Proteaceae
Product: classical arabinogalactan protein 11-like
Exons: 1
Coding region: 1-561 (186 amino acids)
Source: RefSeq, a predicted model, not a curated record